CUCCGCUUUGAUCAAUGACAACUAUUUCAUAAGAGCGUCAUAUACUACUUUAUCAAAUGACAUACUAUAUUCUAUUGAAAUAUCAACUAACAUUGAAAAAUCUUAUAAAAUAAUGUAUUGGCAUACAUAAAAAAUCAAGAAACUUAAUCCACAUUAAUGAUGGAAGAAAACUGUAAAGAAUUACAUCUCGAUAUCACAGUAGAUCAAAAUGAAAUCGAAAAGGGAGCCAUAGAAAUCAUAAAGCGAAUAAGACCAUCUUGGCCAUUGGAUCAACUACAAUUCAAGUUGUUUACUCAUGGAAUAACCAAUAAGCUUGUAGGAGUAUGGUAUCCAGAUAAUUAUAAUAAUAUGGUUUUAAUUAGAAUUUAUGGACAUAAAACGGAUUUGCUUAUUAAUAGGAAAGAUGAAACAAGAAGUAUUAAAAUAUUACAUAAAGCUGGUUUUACACAUUCCAUUUAUGCAACAUUUAAUAAUGGUUUUGCCUAUCAAUUUCUUGAAGGUGAUAUACUUACCACUGAAACUGUUAGACAACCAGAAAUUUAUAGACUAGUAGCUAAACGAAUGGCAGAGAUGCAUUUACUCGAACCUAAUCAUUGUGAAAUAUCUAAGGAUCCAAUUAUUUGGAAUAAAACUGAAAAAUUUAUGGAGCUUAUGCCCAAAAAAUUUUCUGAUCCUUGUAAACAAUUAAGAUUUAUAAAAUUAAUAAAGCCUUAUGACAUAUUGGAAAAAGAAUAUCAGUUUUUAAAAGAACAGUUGUCAAAUUUAAGUAAUUCUGUAGUAUAUUCACAUAAUGAUCUUUUAUUGGCAAAUGUAAUUUAUAAUCACAAGGAACAUAGUGUAACUUUCAUUGAUUAUGAAUAUACUGCAUAUAACUAUCAAGCCUUUGACAUAGCCAACCAUUUUGUAGAGUUUGCAGGUAUUGAUUCUCCUGACUAUACAUUAUAUCCUGAAGAAAGUUUACAAAAAGCAUGGAUAAAAAUAUAUUUACAAUCAUAUUAUAACAUGAAUAAUGUACUUGAAAGUGAAAUUAACCGAUUGUAUAAUCAAGUGAAUAAAUUUGUUCUUUUAACACACUUCUUUUGGGGUUGUUGGGCUCUUAUACAAAGCCAAAAUUCAUAUAUUGAUUUUGACUUUUUGGGGUAUGCAGCAAUAAGAUUCGAUGAAUAUUUUAAAAAAAAGACUGAAAUGUUUAAUUUAUGAUGAGAAGAAAUCAACUGAACCAAUUGAAUCAACUACUGAUGUCAUUUAUAUAAACAUUCCAUAUAAUUCAUAUGUUACAAAACUUUUGUUCGAUUCACAAAUUUGUAUAUAAGUAUGAAGUAAAUAAGUAGUAAUAAUAUUUCGUAAAAUUGUUCAUGACAAUAUUAUGUAUGUUGUCUUAUAUAUGUUAUGUGUAAAUACAUAAAAGUCUCAACAAUAUAUUGUAUAGUCUUGUUAUAUAAAUAAAAGUUGUUUCAAAA
This is a messenger RNA of Vespa crabro (European hornet), 1460 nucleotides long. It is a transcript of the gene eas, whose product is annotated as ethanolamine kinase. Gene Ontology annotation, molecular function: ethanolamine kinase activity. Gene Ontology annotation, biological process: phosphatidylethanolamine biosynthetic process. The coding region runs from base 157 to 1200 and encodes 347 amino acids. The record is from RefSeq and is a predicted model, not a curated record. Lineage: Eukaryota; Metazoa; Arthropoda; Insecta; Hymenoptera; Vespidae. The transcript has 7 exons. Gene Ontology annotation, cellular component: cytoplasm.